Molecule: messenger RNA, 3096 nt
Organism: Indicator indicator
Lineage: Eukaryota; Metazoa; Chordata; Aves; Piciformes; Indicatoridae
Gene: HELB
Product: DNA helicase B
Exons: 13
Coding region: 1-3096 (1031 amino acids)
Source: RefSeq, a predicted model, not a curated record
AUGGCGGUGCACGGCCUGCGGCGCGAGGCGGCCGUGGAGGAGCUGUGGGGCGUGCUGCUGCCUCCGCAGCGGGCGGAGGACUCUGACUCGGAGGCCGAGGAGGAGGCUGAGGAGGAUCCGCACUUUGCGGAAGCUGCGCUGCUGGAGGAUUCCGGGCCGCAGUUGGUGGCCGCGCUGCCGCCGCGCCGAGCUGUUGUUAUACAAGAAGAGCACUCCAAAAAAGAGUAUCAAGUAGUUGGACGUUUUCCAUUAGUCGGCCCUUGGUGGAAAGUUAAUGUGAAAGCCAAGAGAAUGGGGUCAAAGUACUUUGUGCAAGGAUAUCCAUCGUAUUUUCUGCGGACUGAUAUCGGAGAGAACAACCGACAAGUCUUUUCACUCUUUCUUAAGGAAUGUGAUGUUCCUGAGGAUUUUAAACAAAGAUUUUUCACUUGGCUUCCUAUGGACUCUGUGCUGAGUUUUAGAAAUCUCAAAGAAAAGCUUAAACAGUUCCAAGUUUCGUGCGUACAGACAGGGCAGAAGCAAAGAAUCACCAAGGAUCAUGACAUCUUCUACUACGUUUCAAAAUCAUUUGCAGGCAAGGCAGUUUUGGUAGCUCUGACUUUUCCAAUGAUAUUGGAGUUCCUGCCAGUUCUUCUGCCCCGCCAUUUCUGCUCUCUUGUGGAUAUGGUGUCCUGGCAAACAAAGGCUGAAGAAAACAAUGGUGUGGAUGAUGAGGAAGUACAUUUUCAAGGGGAGAUGCUACCAAAAUUGGAUAAGAUGUUGAAGGACGAUCCAUGGAAACUUGGAUUCAGCAGGAUUAUCUACAGUGAACUGAACCUUUCUUACUGUGAGGCAGCAUGGGCAGCCUUCUGCCAGUGUGAGCACCUCCUCUGGAAGAUUCCUGACUUGCAGAAGAAUGCAUUAAUUCUGUAUGAUCAGCUGAAGAAACAGUGCAGGGAGAUGGGACACACUUACGAAGAUCAAGACGAGUUGGCUCGCUUUGUGUCGAAGGAGAUGCCCAUUGAGCAGGUUUGGCAGUCUCUUGAGUUUCUGAAAGAUCAGCACAUAGUGAUUAGGGAGAAGAAACUGGUGUUUCUGCCUCAUCUUUACAAAUCUGAAAAAGGCAUUGCCACGUGUAUAGGUGACCUUCUGUCAAAAGGCUCAUGGCAACUGGAUGUUGAUGUGAGAAAGGUACUUAACGGUUCUGAGACAGCAGGAGAAAUAGGAGAGGACAAAGUGAGCCCUACCCAGGCUCAGGAAAUGGAACAGCUGAAGGAAAUGUGUCAGGCCAAUUCUAACUGUGAAAACCACUUCCCUGAAAAGGAAUUGGGGUCUGUGUCUGGUACCCAAGGUAAAGCAGAGGUGGACUUGGAUCAAGUGACUGCGAUGGAAAAGAUUUGUUCUAAUCCUGUCACAGUCAUAAGUGGAAAAGGAGGCUGUGGGAAGAGUACAAUAGUUAGCCGCCUCUUUAGUCACUUAAAGCAGAUGGAAAAAGAAGUGGAAGCUGCUUCCAAGGACUUUGAAGAAGACCUGGAUGCGUCUGAGGAAUGGAAUACCUUUGAUCAUCUGUCAGAGUCAGAGAAUAUGUACACAAAAAAAAUACUGAAUGUGCUCUUUACUGCACCUACAGGGAGGGCUGCAAGCCUUCUGCGUGAAAAAAGUAAGCUUCCUGCAUAUACUCUGCAUCAGAUCAUCUAUAGCUUUAAAUCAUGGAAGCAAAGUGAAAAAGGUCAGCCAUGGAAGUUUGCUUGUGUGACAGUUCUGGUUGUGGAUGAAGGAAGCUUGGUGUCUGUACACAUUCUUAGUUUAGUUUUAAAACUCUUGUGUGAGCAUUCUCAGCUUGCCAAACUUAUUAUUCUAGGUGAUACAAGACAGCUGCCAAGCAUAGAGCCAGGAAACAUGUUAGCUGAUAUGUUUGAGGGUCUCAAAUCAAGAGGAUUCUCUGUGGAACUGCGAACUAAUCACAGAGCUGAAUCACAGCUAAUUGUGGAUAAUGCAUCAAGAAUCUCUCACCGGACGCUUCCUGAAUUUGAUGAAGUGCUGAAAGUGUCUGACUGGAAUGAGGGAAUGAGAAUGCCAAGCCCAGAGAAGAAAUUCAUCCUUAUUGCUUUGCCUGCUGGUGGGGAUUGUCACAAUUUGCAAACUGCCAUAAAGACUUUGCUUAAAAAGGGACCAGGAUUGCAGGAUGCCAAGCAGUCGCAGUUCAUUGCCUUCAGAAGGCAAGACUGUGAUCUAAUAAAUGAACUUUGUUGCCAGCACUACUCAAAUCACGUCACCAGGGACCAUAGAAACAGACUUGUAUUUCAAAUUGAUGACAAGAUUUCCUGCAUGAGGAAUACCUAUCUCAGGGAUCUCUUGGCAGAUUCUGAUUUUAAAGAGGAUCCUGCUCCCCAGAAAUGUGAAAAUGGAAAUCCCACCCUGACUGCAGAGCCUGCUGAGGAGGACAGACGACUGUGCAAUGGAGAUAUGUUUUUCAUAACAGGGGAUGUAGAAGUCAAUAAGCAGCGCUUCCUGACCAUCAGCAGCACCUAUGGCUCCACUUUCACUGUGAAGUAUAAAGCACUGAAGAAGCUGUGUAACAUCAGACAUGCAUGGGCCAGGACUAUUCACACAUUUCAGGGUUCUGAGGAGAACACUGUUGUGUACGUGGUGGGCAAGCCUGGCCGGCAGCACUGGCAGCACGUGUACACAGCUGUGACCAGGGGCCGCUGCCGUGUCUACAUCCUAGCUGAGGAGCAGCACCUCAGGAGGGCAGUCACCAACAAGAACAUGCCCAGGAAAACUCGUCUGCAGAGGUUCCUGAGAGAGGCAGUGGCAAACACAAGCCACUGGCCUUCCACUCCCCUGGCCAACAGCUGCUGGCACAAUCAUAAGCUUGAGCCUCAGGCUGUUUCUUUAGCUCAAGGUGCCCCUGACCCAGCUGAACCUCUGACUGACUUGGCUGAACAGCUCUCAACUCUGAGUGGAGACAGGCAGAAGGGUGCUUUGCAGAGUCCAUAUAAAAGACCACAAACACUUCUGGAGAACUGUGAGGAUGCUGAUUCCCCACUUGGGUCUACCAGACUUAAGAAUCUAACAUUGGGAAAAGCAACUCCUAGGAAGCUUUUCAAAAGCUAA